CACUCGAUCCGACCUGCGGGUUCAGCAUCCGUUUGCUCAUCUCUAUAAACUGAUGCUCUUCCCUUUGAGUUUCAAAGACAAAUUCGAAAGUGGAGGUUUUAGCUUCAAUGCUCAUAAACCUCAGAAGAAGAAUAACCAUUCUUCCAUUUCACACAAAUCCUUCACCCUCCAUUUCUCUGAAUCUCAUCUCAACUUCCACACAAAUCCCACGCUCGGACUCUACAAAUCCCCUAUCAGAAUCCCAACUCAAAUCCUUAGUUCUAAGCCAAUUCAGCCAUGGCAAAUUCACAAACCUCCUCCAAAACGUCGUCGCUUUGCCCGCUCUUCUCCUCACCGCCUGCCAAAACCUCACUUCCCCAAAAACCCAGAACGGCAACGGCCUCAGCCCCUCCCUUCUCGAUUCGGUUUCGAAGCGGUUCUCAAUCCACGAAAUGGGUCGGCAGCUGUGCGAGAAUCGGUUUGAUGUCGGAGCUCGCAGCGUUGCAAUGGCGGCCCAGAGAAACAGAGGUGAGUCUUUGGUAUUGCCUAACUUGAAAUUGAAGGUUUUGAUUGAAGCUAUUAGGAUGGUAUUGGGAAUUGUUUAUGAUGAACGUUUUGUGACAUUUUCUUAUGGUGGUCGUGUUAAUAUGGGACGUCAUACUGCCAUUAGGUACCUUAAGAACUCUGUAGAAAACCCCAGUUGGUGGUUUAGUGUUGGAUUUAACCGCGAAAAGUUUGAUCAACGAAAUGUGAAUAAGUUGUGCUUAUUUAUGCAAGAGAAGAUAGAUGAUGAGAUUUUGAUUGAUGUUAUAAAGAAGUUGUUUGAAUGCGGCGCAGUGAGAAUUGAGUUGGGUAGUUGUUGCCUUGGAAGAGGGUUUCCUCAGGAAAGCGGGUUGACUUCGAUUUUGAUGAAUAUCUACUUUAAUGGGUUUGAUAAAGAAAUUCAAGAAAUGCGUCUGAGGAAGAAUCAAGAGCAUCCGAAAUUUGUUUCGAAUGAACUUGUGUCGAAGCAUGAUGUGUUUUAUAAGCCAGUGAAGAUAUAUGCGGUUAGAUACUUGGAUGAGAUAUUAAUAAUAACCUCUGGAUCUAAGAUGUUGACAAUGGAUUUGAAGAACUGGGUUGUGAAGUACUUAGAGGGAACACUGGAAUUGAAGGUGGAUGGGCUAAAAACAGCUAUUCAUAGCGCAGUUUCUGAGAAGAUUGAUUUUAUGGGGAUGGAAUUACAGGCAGUUCCGCCUUCGGUUUUGAAUCCCCCCAUGUCAGAAAAGGCCACCAGAGCACGAAAAAAGUACCUAAGACAGAAGGAAGUCAAAGCUCUGGAAUUGAGAAAUGCCAGAGAGAGGAACAGGAAGAAAUUGGGAUUGAAAAUAAUGAGUCAUGUUUAUAAGAAGUUGAAGAGAAGUAGUGGGUUUAAAUCUGAACAUCAAAUUGAGAAUGAAGUCAGGGAAAUCUUCAGAACCUGGGGUGGCGAGACAGUGCAAGAGUUUCUUGGGUCGUUGGAGGAGCAUUGGGAAUGGUACCAUAAAUUAUCAGCAGGUGAUUUUCUCUCUUUGAGGCACAUUAGAGAUCAACUGCCUCAAGAGCUUGUUGAUGCUUAUGAUAAGUUCCAAGGGCAAGUACACAAGCAUUUGAACCCAGUCAAAGCUAGAAGGGCAUUGGAGGAAGAAGAAAGGAGGGCAAAAGAAGAAGAGGAACAGAAAUAUGCUAAGGCCACAGUUGAGGAUUUGGCAAAGCUCUGUGUGAAAGCCGAUGCACCGAUAGAACUUAUUAGGAAGAUGGUUAGGUUGAUUGGGUUUACAAAUCAUAUGGGUCGUCCCCAACCAAUUACUUUACUAACUGCACUGGAAGAUGCUGAUAUCAUUAAGUGGUAUGCGGGUAUAGGGAGAAGAUGGCUGGAAUUUUACUGCUGCUGCCAUAACUUCAAGAUGGUCAAAACUGUUGUGACUUAUCACAUGAGGUUCUCUUGCAUAUUGACUCUAGCGGAAAAGCACGAAUCCACCAAACAGGAAGCCAUGAAACAUUAUACUAAAGAUUUGAAAGUCUUUGAUUUAGAUGGAAAUGAAGAAGUACACUUCCCCACAGAAAGGGAAGUGAAAAUGAUGGGAGAUAAAAAUCUCUCUGAUCCAAAACCUGUGGAUGGGGCGCUAUCUUUGGCUUUGAUUAGAUUAGCUUCUGAUGAGCCUCCGUAUUCAUGUGUCGCUCAUUUCUGCAACAGAACUGAUACCAUUGUUUAUCGGGUACGACUACUGCAAAAUCACUUGAAUGUGAACCCCAUGGAUGAAAAGAAAUGGGUCCCUGGUAUGGGUGCAAUUAACGAAAGCCUCAACUUGAAAUGUUUUCCGGUUUGUCCUGAUCAUACACAUGAUUUAUACAUGGGGAGAAUCACCUUUCAGGACAUUGAUUGUACUUCAUUUGUGGAGGUAGACUGAGUUUUACAUUCCUCUGGUUCGGUGUGUGAUUAGGUCCUAGUCUACAAGGGCCGUUGAUGCGUUGAGGUUGAGAAUUCUUGCGUCUGCUUAAGCCAGGUGUGUGAUUUUUGUACAUUAUCUCCGCUGUGUAUUAAGUAGUAGUGAUAACAAGGAAACUUUUCGAUAAUAUAUGAUUCCGCAUCUUACAUCUCAUUUGUAGACUAGAAUUAAGUAGUAAACUAAAACUUCUCACAGGCCGUUUGGAUGGUAAAUAACUUUGCUGAUGAAAUAGACCAGCGAAGAUUGCUCUCUUUUCCCGAAUUUUAAGAUUUUGCAUACCUCUACUUCAAAAACGGAUUUUGCAUAUGGAAACCCGAUUUUGUUUU
Messenger RNA from Malus domestica (apple), 2773 nucleotides. RefSeq names its product nuclear intron maturase 3, mitochondrial. Lineage: Eukaryota; Viridiplantae; Streptophyta; Magnoliopsida; Rosales; Rosaceae. Gene Ontology annotation, cellular component: mitochondrion. The record is from RefSeq and is a predicted model, not a curated record. Gene Ontology annotation, molecular function: RNA-directed DNA polymerase activity. Gene Ontology annotation, biological process: homing of group II introns; mitochondrial mRNA processing.